Molecule: messenger RNA, 315 nt
Organism: Symbiodinium necroappetens
Lineage: Eukaryota; Dinophyceae; Suessiales; Symbiodiniaceae
Source: the annotation of a GenBank genome assembly
AUGGUCUACUCGCCGGAGAAGAUUGUGGGGUUCUUCCUCGGAAGUGGCCUUCAUGCGCUCGGCAUGGCGCUGUUGUUCACGGAGUGGGAGCACUCCAAGAAGAAGGUAGCCGCACCAAGCGGGUGGGUACUCGCCAUGUCGCGGCUGUCUCUAGGCGUGAACCUGACGAACAUUUUCGCCCUUCACUACUUGCGUGGGCGGCUUCUCCUCAUGCCGAUAGAAUUCCAUCACAUUCACGUUAUGGGCUACCUGCUCUGGGCCUGGUUGACUGCCGGAGCUGUCUCCGCCAUUGUGCACUGCUGCGUCAUGCCGUGA